AUGCUGAAGACCCUGGUGGUGUUGGUAGCUCUUGGCAGCACCUCUUUGGCCUGUACUUUUGAGUCACCCUCUUCUUUCAAAAGCACGGGAAUUGUCUGCAGGAUCACCAAGCGGGCGGCACUAGUGCUCAAUCAGCAAACCACACGGAUCGUUCAAGCAGUGUUUCGUCAUGCAACCUAUCCUAAUAUCUCAGGGGAGCAGUCCAUGCGUUUUCUUGGCAAAGUGGCUUAUGGAUUAACAAACAUCCAUAUUAGCAACCUGUCCAUAGGAAACAGUGAGGUUGACUUCAAGGAGGAAACCAUUAAUCUGGAAAUCCAAAACGUCUCAGCCACCUUCAAAGGAACUCUGAGCUAUGGCUAUGUAGGUGCCUGGUGGGUGAAACUCAUUCAUAGGAUUGACUUUGAAAUUGAAUCUUCCCUUGAUCUCCAAAUAAACACUAACUUGUUGUGCAAAAAGGAGCUCCUGGCAGUCGACACCUCGGAUUGUUAUUUGACCUUCCACAAGCUGAUCCUGCACCUCCAGGGAGAGAAAGACCCUGGAUGGUUAAAGCAGCUUUUUACAAACUUCAUCUCAUUUACCUUGAAGCUGGUUCUUAAACACCAGGUGUGUAAGGAAAUUAACUUCCUCGCGGAUCUGCUGGCUGAAUUUAUUCAGGACACAGCAGCAUCUUUCCUUCGAGAUGGAGAUAUAGGAGUAGAUAUUUCUCUGGUGUCAUUUCCAGUCAUAAAAGGAAAUUACCUGGAAACACAUCAUAAGGGCCUCGUCCUCUACCACAACCGCUCAGACAGUUUCCACGACUCUGAAUUUGCACCGUCUCUACUGUCAGAAUCCAGAAUGCUCUCCUUUUGGUUUUCGGAGCAUGUCCUCAGCUCCCUGAUCUUGGCAGCCUUCCUAGAUGACCGUCUGGUGUUAACCAUCACAGGGGAAGAAUUAAAGGAAAUGUUUGAAAAUGAAGAGCUGGAAUCUGAUCAGGAGAUUGUGCGAGAGAUGUUCCAGGGCGCCUCCUACAAUGACUCCCUGGCUAAAGUGUGGAGUCUCAGUCCUCCCCAAAUUACCCUCCAGCCAAAAGGGACCGUGGUGAAGUCAAUCGUGGCCGUGGAGCUCAGCGUUUUUUCACCUGGGGAAGAGACCCUGCUGGUUAUAUAUUUUGAAAAGGCAGUCACUGUCACAAUCCAAGCUUCGUACGUGAAAAAGAGGCUGGUUCUGCAUUUCUCUGAGGUUGUGAUAGGGCCCAAAAUGAUUAAGUGCUCCUCUGAUAUAGCCGUGAACAAUGAAACUCUAAGGUACAUCUUGGAGAAAAUCAUCACUGUUGCUGGCAUCCCGGAAGUGAUUUCAAAAAUCGAGUCAGCUCUAACAUCCUUGAUGAACAGCAAAGGACUUGAUCUAUUUGACUUCAGAGACCAUGAGAUAAUAACCAGAAAUGGAUACUUCAUUCUGCAGAUAGACUUUGAUUUCCCACAUCAUUUGCUCCUCAAGUUUCUGAAGAGAAAUCUAUUGUAG
This is a messenger RNA of Euleptes europaea (tarantolino), 1500 nucleotides long. It is a transcript of the gene CETP, whose product is annotated as cholesteryl ester transfer protein. The record is from RefSeq and is a predicted model, not a curated record. The transcript is spliced from 16 exons. Gene Ontology annotation, cellular component: high-density lipoprotein particle. Gene Ontology annotation, biological process: very-low-density lipoprotein particle remodeling; triglyceride homeostasis; cholesterol homeostasis. The coding region runs from base 1 to 1500 and encodes 499 amino acids. Gene Ontology annotation, molecular function: phosphatidylcholine binding; cholesterol binding; triglyceride binding. Lineage: Eukaryota; Metazoa; Chordata; Lepidosauria; Squamata; Sphaerodactylidae.